This is a messenger RNA of Strongylus vulgaris, 309 nucleotides long. The record is from the annotation of a GenBank genome assembly. Lineage: Eukaryota; Metazoa; Nematoda; Chromadorea; Rhabditida; Strongylidae.
AUGGAUAUCGAAUUGUCGAUUGGAUUGCCAGUGUUGCCAGUGGAAGAAGUUGAGCGAAUUCUGAAAGAAAUUGAAUCUGGCGCUUACAGUGCCAGUAACACCACGAUAGUAGAAUCUAAAGAUACUGAAAGACAGGGAAAUCAGCUUCACUGCUGGAACUCAAUGCCUCAGUAUGAAAAGAAAGAAGCAUCUAGUCCGCCUCAGCUACCAUUACCUGACCAAGAGGGUCCAGAUACCACGACUUCGGCCGAAACCUUGAAAUCUCAGAUUCCUAUCGAUGACUUCAACUUUGAAGUGGUACAGUUUUAA